UGUAGGAAACAAAUAUUGGAUUCAAAUAAUUUUCAACGAGUAAUACUAGAGAAACCAUCAAUUUAAAUCAUAUUUUAUAAAUCAUACGUAGUUGUUGAUGAUUGAUUUAUUAUUUAAAUGUUAAUUAACAUGUUUAUUUUUAUUAGUGACACAUAUAAUGAUUUGUAAAUUACUAGAAAAAUUAAGCUAUCUAACAUUAUGAUUCGCAAAUUACUAAAAAAAUUAGGCUAUCAAACAUUACUCAUUCCCGAAAUAUAUAUAGAGAGAAAGAGUUGCAAUGCGAAAAACAAAUAACUUCUAGACCAAUCCAUGACCAGGUGGCCAAGCAAAGUCAAUAAAAAGAAAAGAAAAAAAAAUCACUACUAUUCAUGUACAACAAUGGUCACAUUUGUAAAUUUGUUCUUGUUAAAAAAGGGCAUAUUUGUAAAUUUAUAGCUUAGAUCAUAAAGUUUCCUCUCUUCUCAUCAGCUCAAUAUGUGGAACUGUAUAUAAAGCUUAUGUAAGCUUAUAAAAACAAAACAAGUUCAUUCAUGUGGACAUUUGCAUUGAAAAAACCAUAGAACCAGCAAUGAGGCCUUCAGCUGGAAACCCCACCACUGCAGCUACUGGCCACGACGCCAUAUUCAGAAACAGGAAUUCUCCGACUCCAUACCUCUUCGGAGGCCUAGCACCCAUGUUGGGGUUCGUCGCUGUAGCGUUGCUGAUUCUUGCUUGCUCCUUUCACAGAGCCUCCACCAGUUCAAGAAGCAGAAGUAGUGAUCAAGAUCAGAAACCAACUAGACCAGUGGACACAGAGGCUGGAGAUUAUGAACCCAAAAUUCUUGUCAUAAUGGCUGGAGAGAAAACACCAACAUACUUGGCAAACCCCAUCUCAUGCCCUACUAGUCUCUCUCAUGCACCGAUAUGAUCAUCAAAACAAAGUCGAGUUUUGGUUUGGUUUUUGUAGUUUAAUUCUAU
This is a messenger RNA of Pyrus x bretschneideri (Chinese white pear), 957 nucleotides long. RefSeq names its product protein GLUTAMINE DUMPER 1-like. NCBI's taxonomy places the organism in Eukaryota, Viridiplantae, Streptophyta, Magnoliopsida, Rosales, Rosaceae. The record is from RefSeq and is a predicted model, not a curated record. The coding region runs from base 569 to 907 and encodes 112 amino acids. The transcript has a single exon. Gene Ontology annotation, biological process: regulation of amino acid export.